GGUCUGCUUAUAUGGUCCUCCACACUACUGAUCAGAAUCACCCGGGCACUGUCAGAGGGCAGUGGCACCGACAACACAGCUGGCACUCUGUACUCCACCCGCAUCUCUGAAGAUAUUAACCAGUGAUUGAGGUUUAAAAAUAAAGGAUCAGAGAUACUAUAUGUCGCAUCUUCGGGCAUGUGGUCUGCUGUGAUUGGCUGCCUGGUGCCCUACCUGACCAAUAGGAAUGAGCCAUCUGUUUAAGAAUUAGUUUGAGGAGUAGGAUCUAUUCCCAGGCAGAGCCACCUGGGUCCUGCACAUCACCUGCCUGACAGCAACCUGCUGCUCCCUCUAUACCCCCUGAUACCUACCUGCAGAAUUGCCUAUAGCGGAUUUCAAUCUCUGUAUAAAAAUGAACUGGCGCUUGAUCCUAGCAGCUUGUGUAAUGGCAGUGUCUGCAGAACCCAUUAUAUAUUUCCGAGAGCAAUUUGAAGAUGGAGAUGAAUGGCAGAAACGAUGGGUUGAAUCCAAGAAUAAAUCUGAUUAUGGGAAAUGGCAGCUGACAGCUGGGAAAUUCUUCGGUGAUCCAGAGAAAGAUAAAGGAAUACAGACUACUCAAGACUGGAAGAAUUACGCACUGUCUGCGCGGUUUGAGCCAAUCAGCAAUGAGAACCAGACAUUAGUUAUACAGUUCACUGUUAAACACGAACAAGCCAUUGACUGUGGAGGAGGCUAUGUAAAGAUAUACCCUGCAGACAUCAACCAAGAGCAGAUAAAUUCAGAGUCUGUUUAUUGCAUCAUGUUUGGGCCAGAUAUAUGCGGCACAAUUCAUGAAAAAGUCCAUGUUAUCUUCAGUUAUAAGGAGAAAUAUCAUUUGAUAACCAAGAAUAUAACAUGCAAGCAUGAUGAGCUCACACACUUGUACACUCUGGUUAUCCGACCCAAUAACACAUACACAGUGAAGAUUGAUAAUGAAGUGGUGGCAAACGGGACCCUGGAGGAUGACUGGGACUUCUUAUUACCGCGUCAAAUCAUAGAUGAGAACGCCACAAAACCUGCAGACUGGGACGACAGGGUUCAAAUUGAAGACCCCGAUGCACAAAGACCAGAGGACUGGGAUGAGAGAGAAUUUAUUCCAGAUCCAGAGUCAAAGCAGCCUCGUGACUGGGACUCCAGUAUGGAUGGGGAGUGGGAACCGCCCAUGAUUCCAAAUUCAAAAUAUACGGGAAUUUGGAAACCAAAAAUUAUAGAUAAUCCAAACUAUCAAGGAGAGUGGACCCAGCCUUAUAUUGAUAACCCUGAUUAUGUACCGGAUGACACUUUAUAUAGAUAUGAUGAGCUUGGGGUUAUCGGGCUGGAUCUCUGGCAGGUGAAAUCUGGCACAAUUUUUGAUAACUUCCUAAUUACCAAUGAUGAGGAGUUGGCUGAGACAAUUGGAAAUGAAACGUGGGGAGAAACCAGGGAACCUGAGUCGAAAAUGAAAACGAUACAGGAUGAGGAAAGGGAUGCAAAGGAUGAAAAGAAGCAAAGAUGGAAAAAGUUAGAGCAAGAAUUAGCAAAGCUCGAUGAGAUGGAGAGGCAAGAGAAAGAAAGAAAGUCAAAGCUACGGAAAACAUUAAGAAAACAAUAUGGAUUAGAUCCAUCUCCAGAACAGGCUCAGCUACCUCAGCCUCCUCCACCACCUAAAGAUGAGCUGUGAACAGAACAAAUCCCCAAAUUGUCUAUAUCAAUCUAUGAGCAAAGCUAUACCAGAAUCAGGGUGUAUAUAUACAGUAUAUGACUGGCUACACUUCACAUUUUCCCUUUAGUUCAUGUCAUGAGACAUAUAUUAGGGAGUUCUGUACAUGGUGCGGUCAAGUCACUGUAGUUUUUUUUUCUUCUGCAAAAACAUCAAUAUGUUUACAAAAAUAAUGGAAAAAAUGUGAUUGAUUUGACUGUAUCACAAUAUUAAAGGGGUACUCCCCUAGAAAAAAAAAUGUAUCACCUGGUGCCAGAAAGUUAAACAGAUUUGUAAAUUACUUCUAUAUAAAAAUCUUUUCUUUUUGAAUUCCUAUUCUGUCUGACCACAGUGCUCUCUGCUGACACCUCUGUCCAUGUCAGGAACUGUCCAGAGCAGGAGAGGUUUACUAUGGGGAUUUGCUCCUAUUCUGGACAGUUCCUAAAAUGGACAGAGGUGUCAGCAGAGCAUACAGCAGCUGAUACGUACUGGAAGGAUUAAGAUUUUUAAAUAGAAGUCAUUUACAAAUCUGUUUAACUUUCUGGCACCAGUUGAUAAAAAAAUAUAUAUGUUUUUUCCUUUAAGUCCAUUGACAUUUCUCUGAUGAUUUCUAUUUCUUGCAGCUGCCAUAAAGAACACACAUCCUGCUGAUUAAUCUAUUCAGACAGUAUAGAUAGGAAAGGUCCCUGUCAUUUAUAAAAACUUUUGAUGUGUCACAGAGACAAGUCAGAUCAUUAGAACAAGAGGGAAGAAGCGUGCAUACAGCGAUCUUUAUCCUGCUUCACUAGAUGGCUCCAUAGACUUAUAAUGAAGCUGCAGGAUGGAGAAAGUCAAGCAUACUACUGUGCGCUUCUCCUUGCUCAUUCUAAUGAUCAGUGGGGGUCCCAACCACUCAAAACUUUUCAAAUGUGUCUGUGACAUGUCAAAAGUUUUUAUUAAUGACAUUUUAAAAUAGGGCUGCGCCGAAGGAAGUUUUUACCGAUAAACAGCUACAACAUAUACAGCAUUUCUGUCUAAUACAUACUUACUGUAUAAUCAGUGAAACUUCCCUCAAUAUUUAGAGCUUAAAUGGGGUACUCCAGUGGAAAACAUUUUUUUUAAUAAACUGGUACCAG
Messenger RNA from Hyla sarda, 2811 nucleotides. RefSeq names its product calreticulin-like. Gene Ontology annotation, biological process: protein folding. Bases 392 to 1678 code for a protein of 428 amino acids. Lineage: Eukaryota; Metazoa; Chordata; Amphibia; Anura; Hylidae. Gene Ontology annotation, molecular function: calcium ion binding. Gene Ontology annotation, cellular component: endoplasmic reticulum membrane; endoplasmic reticulum. The transcript has 11 exons. The record is from RefSeq and is a predicted model, not a curated record.